Molecule: messenger RNA, 267 nt
Organism: Hirsutella rhossiliensis
Lineage: Eukaryota; Fungi; Ascomycota; Sordariomycetes; Hypocreales; Ophiocordycipitaceae
Product: cytochrome oxidase c subunit VIb domain-containing protein
Exons: 4
Coding region: 1-267 (88 amino acids)
Cellular component (GO): mitochondrion; respiratory chain complex IV
Source: RefSeq, a predicted model, not a curated record
AUGGCUGAAGAGGACCCGCAAGAGCUUGUUUCCAAGCCCUUCAAGUUUGUGACUGGCACCGAUGCCCGCUUUCCGAACAUGAACCAGACCAAGCACUGCUGGCAGAACUAUGUCGACUACCACAAGUGCAUCCUCGCCAAGGGAGAGGACUUUGCGCCCUGCCGCCAGUUCUGGCUCGCAUACCGAUCCCUGUGCCCCUCGGGAUGGUCCAGCCGAUGGGACGAACAGCGAGAAGCCGGAAACUUUCCCGUGAAACUGGACGCUUGA